This is a messenger RNA of Aspergillus costaricaensis CBS 115574, 450 nucleotides long. RefSeq names its product translation machinery-associated protein 7. NCBI's taxonomy places the organism in Eukaryota, Fungi, Ascomycota, Eurotiomycetes, Eurotiales, Aspergillaceae. The transcript is spliced from 3 exons. The record is from RefSeq and is a predicted model, not a curated record. Bases 62 to 268 code for a protein of 68 amino acids.
CAGCAAGCGCCACUUCACAUCCUCUUCCUCCACGCUCACUACACUUUUAUUCUACGACACAAUGGGUGGUCAAAGCAGAGAAGGUGGCAAGGUCAAGCCUCUCAAGUCCGCCAAGAAGGACAAGAAGGAGCUGGACGAUGAUGACCUCGCCUUCCAGGCCAAGAAGAGAGCUGAGGAGAAGGCCAAGAAGGAACUUAUGGAGAAGGCCAAGGGCAAGGGCCCCCUGAACACUGGUAACCAGGGCAUCAAGAAGUCUGGAAAGAAAUAGUCGGACUGUGGGCUUGAGGUUCUAUAUGUCCUCACGAGAUACAACGAGCUACGACCCACAACUCGGUGUGGAGUAUUUGCAUAUGCAUUGAGCACUAAUACCAUGAGCAACCACUUUUCUUUGACACCUUUUCAUUUCAUACAAUAAUGCACCUUUUGCUAUCCACCAGAAAUAUCCAUACC